AUGAGUGUGACUUUUGACCAACUGAUGCUACAUUUAAAGCAAGUUAUUCAUCUAAAGCUGCAUACACCAAAGAAUUGGCAAACACCUAUGUGGAUAGGAAAUAAUCUUCAUGAAUACUUAGAAAAUCUACAUGAACAUUCUCCAAGUGUAUGCAAGCCUUUGAAUGAAUCUGAAGAAAAACUCUAUAUCAACAAUGAAAAAAUUGUUUUUUAUAAUGAUUAUUUAUUUUAUAGAGAAUAA
Nezara viridula (southern green stink bug) is the source of this 240-nucleotide messenger RNA. NCBI's taxonomy places the organism in Eukaryota, Metazoa, Arthropoda, Insecta, Hemiptera, Pentatomidae. The record is from the annotation of a GenBank genome assembly.